This is a messenger RNA of Trichoderma citrinoviride, 2727 nucleotides long. RefSeq lists its product as hypothetical. Bases 1 to 2727 code for a protein of 908 amino acids. Gene Ontology annotation, molecular function: ubiquitin-protein transferase activity; metal ion binding; protein binding. The transcript is spliced from 3 exons. The record is from RefSeq and is a predicted model, not a curated record. Gene Ontology annotation, cellular component: nucleus. Gene Ontology annotation, biological process: ubiquitin-dependent protein catabolic process; protein ubiquitination; mitotic cell cycle checkpoint signaling. NCBI's taxonomy places the organism in Eukaryota, Fungi, Ascomycota, Sordariomycetes, Hypocreales, Hypocreaceae.
AUGAAUGGAGUCGCGCACACACGCUCUCGACCUCGGCAAGGAGUUGACAUAUGCACUGAGCUCCUCUACCAGCCGCUGACUCUGCUCGACUGCCUUCACACAUACUGCGGCGCGUGUCUCAAGGAGUGGUUCCGCUUCCAGGCCGAAAAGGUCGGCCGCGCACGCACGCCGCCACCUCCAGACGCAAUCAUCUUCACAUGCCCGUCAUGUCGGAGCUCCGUGCGGGACACGCGGCACAAUGCCACCGUCGCGACCCUCCUUGAGAUGUACACUGCUGCGAAUCCCAACAAGCAACGACCCGAGGCCGACAAGCGGGAGAUGGAAGAAAAGUACAAGCCCGGCGACCAGGUUCUGCCCAAAGUCAAGACCCGGGAACGUACGGCUGAGGAGAAGCGGCUCGAGGAGGAAGACCGGAGGCUGAUGGACGAGGUCAGGGAGAUGAGCCUGAGGGAGGCUGUUGAAGCAGCCAUGCCAGAGAGCCAACAGGCCAGGUCCGCUCGGAGACAUGCAGAUGGGCGAAGCAGCGAUGGGCGGGCUCGAUCCAACUCCGAGUAUAGAUCGGAUGGCCAUCCGCAACGAGCAAGAGACGGAACGGGGAGAAACGGUCAGAGCAACGCCGAAUAUCUGUCUCCCGAAGGCGAGUCGCAGUCUCGGAGCAGACGAAGCGAGUCCCGGCAGCGCCAGGUCGAGCAUCAGUCGUCACUGCGGUCCCUGAUCGGGUCCGAGAUGAGCGAGCGGGACAUUGAGAGGGAAAUCGAGGAAUUCGCACGGCAAAUCCAAGAAGAGGGGCUUUUGGAUGGCCUCGAUCUCGACAACAUCGAUUUGAGCCGAGAUGACGAGCUCAGUCAACGCAUCACGGAAGCGUAUAGGAGGCGCCAAAGGGGCCGUUCGCGACAGGAGCAGCCGGAGAGACGACCCGAAGCCCGGGCACGGAACAGCGCCUCAUCCAGAUCAAGAGAUUACAGGCUGCGACCUGAUAAUGCUCGACCGCAAAGCCGGCAUCGGGCGCAUUCACGAUCAACGAGCGAGGUGGGCGACAGGAAUAGACCGCCAGUUUCGCCAUCAGCCAAUCUCGGGGUACGGGAGCCGGAGACGAGGGCAAGGAGACGAACAACUAGCGGCGGCCAUCACUCGACGACCGCCGUGCCGCCCAACAACGGCUCCUCGCUCUCUUCCAUGGAUGCUAGGCCUGCUGCUCACUCUCAGAACGAUUUGGGUCUGAGGAGAGAACAUAGCGAUUUUGAUCCUUCGGCAUCCGUCCCUGCUCUUAGGAUCGGUAGAAGCUCCAGUUCAACGGCCGUACCGGCUGCUGCUCACCCAGCAGAUACUCCACCAAGGCCCAAUGGGAAUAUCGCGUCGUUUGCGAGCCGUACACAGAGCUACCCAUCCACAUCCACGCCGUCGCAUGCAAUCCCCCCUGAAUUGAUGGAAAUCACAGCUGCACGGAACUCCAAGCAAAGCCGACCAACCGAAGUGGUAAGCCCACCGGCCUCUCUGGUAUCUAGCCCUGUCGAGAGCCCAAUGGCGGCGCCCUCCAGGCACCAGCGCACACAAUCCCAGCUGUUCGAAGAGCCUUCAAUCAGCUGCUCGCGCUGCCGAAAAGCCAACAUCCAGUACGAUGUGCACUACAACUGCAGGGUGUGUAACGACGGGCACUGGAAUUUGUGCGUGGACUGCUACCGGUCCGGUAAGGGGUGCCUUUACUGGUUCGGAUUUGGCUAUGGGGCCUGGAAGAAGUGGGAGAAGCGCAAGCAGGCCGACGACACGAUUGCCAUGCCUCACAUGCUGAACGCCGGUCGCUAUAUGCGGCCAGCCUCAACAACCGCCAGCGCUGACGGUAAGAAGACAAUGACGACCGAUGAGCCAAGGUCGAGGCUGGAGACGGGCACAUUCUGUGCGCGGUGCUUUGCAUGGACCAACGAGUGCUUCUGGCGCUGUGACGUCUGCAACGAAGGCGACUGGGGGUUCUGCAACAACUGCGUAAACGAGGGCAAGUCGUGCAGCCACAGGCUUCUGCCGUUGGCUCACGAAGCAACGCUCAAGUCCACGUACGUGCCUCGCAGUCCGCGGUCGGGCGGUCGGCCCUCUAGAGCGACUGUAAUCACAGCGUCGCAAUUAUCAGGAGUUGGUCCAUUCAGGCCACUCUCAUUCAAGGUCAGGUGCGACAUUUGCAAGGAUACCGUCCCGCCCUCCGAGUUGAGAUAUCACUGCUUCAGCUGCUCAAGCACAGCUGUGCAAGAUGCCACUCCUGGCGACUAUGAUAUAUGCACCUCGUGCUACAGCGGCCUCGAGUCAAAGGGGGACAUUAGCGAAGAGAACGGCUCGUCGGGCUGGAGAAGGUGUCCCAGUGGCCACAGAAUGGCUAUUGUUGGGUUCAUGGAAGGCAAGCUUGGACACUGGCGGUUUGUGGAAAAAGAUGUCGUUGGCGGGAGGGCCCUCCGUUCCGAGCCUCUCGAGAACAUUGCGCAUCCCGACUUUAUGAAGUGGUCAUGGCUCGGCGAGAUUGUGUAUGCACGCGACUUCCCACCGGAUGGAGGUUCUGGCUUGACGGCCCAUGCCAUGUGGGCGUGGUAUCCCAAACCUGGCGCCGAGGACGAGCUGAUGUUUCCGCGCGGAGCCGACAUCCAGGAGAUACGGGAUCUCAACGGCGACUGGUUCUUUGGGACGUAUAUGGGGGCCAAGGGCGUGUUUCCGGCGCCCUAUGUGAAGCUGCCACAACAGCCAUGA